GUGGGUUGUUUCCGCCGUCCAGCAUAUAUGCUUUAUCCCCAGAUUAUCCGUUUCCGAACCAUUGUUGACCAAUGUUUCGGUCUUUGUGUGCACUGUGAACGAGUGAAUUGAGAUUUUGGUCCCAACUGCAUAUCGUCCCAGCUUCUAUCCUUUGCAGAAGAAAAGUCAGUAUUUUUAGGUGUUUCUUUUCUCAUUGAAAUAACUUCAAGAGUUGGAACAAGAUGGCGGGACCAGCAUUACAACUAUUUCCUCCCCCUCCCCGCCCACGGCAAGCGAGUCCAACACAACGAAUGCGAGGCAAGACUCCCACGCCAGAACCAGAGCCGGAAAGAAUGGAAAGUGCAAAGACGAACAGAGCGCCCGAGAAUUUCCACGAACUUAUCAUACAAGUCAACUCUGUCCCAGUGUCACCAUCGAACUCGAUGGCACCUCCAAGCUCCAUUGCGCCGCCGCCCCAGGCACAUCUCCCCGUUCGGACUCCUCCUGAAGACAACAGGCCAGUAUUUGAUUCCCCACCCCGACCAAGACAUGCAUCUCCAGUUCUCGAAAGGAAGAGUUCGAGAAGAGGUGCUCAGCCAAUGUCGCCCAUCUUCCCCAUCCAAGAUGCUCAGGAUAGAUCUGCCACUCCUACCUUCGCUCCAGGACCUGGCCGAACAGUUUCUCCUGCCUUCUCUACUAGCCCUACCUUGGUGCGAGGUAACAGUGUCGCUACACACGCGAGGACUGUUUCUUUGCAGUCAGAGGUGCCAAUGAGGUCAAUGUUCCCAGUCUACAAUCCCAAUGUUAGCCUUGAACAGCAACAAUACGUCCCAUCUCAGGCUUCGCCCACCCAUAUUCCAAAAAACCAGAUUAGUCGGUCUCCGUAUUCGCCAGAAUUCUACAUUCCUCAUGGGCAUAUGGCAUCUGAGGGAACCAAGAGCCCGCCCCCAAAGCCAUUUUUCACCCCCUCACAUCUGUUGGACAAUCUCUGGGUGGCCUGCAACGGCCAGGAAGAGCCGGCUGUCCAAAUGUAUACUCUUCGUAUGCAUCGCCCUACAGCAGCCAAUCCCACCAUCACCUUUGGAACGACACCAUCUCUUCCGUUCUACAGUGUUGGGCUGUCUAAUCUGGCGGGCAACAAUGAAGUACAAAGCAUCAUGAACGAGGUGUUAAUACAGCGCCAUCAUCCUACGCAACCACGGGUCCUGCCUAUCGCACAGCUUGAUUUAAUGGCACCUCCAUCGCUUGGGAACAAUUCUAUUCACCCGCUCCAACACGAAGCAACCACCCUCCUUACAAGUAUCUACCCAAAGCUUGCGGCUCUGGCAGCUCUAGAAGCUGCAGCGACAUCGCCAAGGGCAUCGCACAUCGCCCUCAACGACCCCGACGCCUCGUCUCCUGCUGCACAACAACUCGCGGAAGAAGUGCUAAUGGGAGCUGCUCAGCGCGAAUGUUGUGCACUUGCUUGGGUUCGUGAUUCCCCAGAGCAGCACUCUAAUCCCUGGGCAAGACACAUGCCCUCGGAAGGCUCAUAUCAGCUUCAUCACCCAACACUCGGGACGUUCCCAAUCAAGGUUGAAGGCGACUGUUCAGGGAUUAACAAGCCGUCAUCGCGCCCAGUGACAGGAAUGUAUGGCCAUAACAUGCCAUCAACCCCAAAUAUCACGCAGAAGCCUGCUUCGAUUACUCUUCUGAACCCAUACAUUUUAUCGCCCAACUCCCCUCGCGCCGCCCAAUUCUCUCCCCUUACUCCUCCACCAAGAAUCGGUGGUUUCGGCCAGGACAUGCGACCCAAUUCUAUCACGCCAUCAGAGAUGGAUGUAACGCAACUCCCUACGGCAACUGAUGCAACAGCCGACGAUGCCAUGCUCGCCCGACUGGAUUUCGCUUCCAACUCCCUCACUCUCAAUCUCGGUGCCCUGACACGUUUUGGAAACCCAUUCCUAGUCGAUGUUGCUGCAUCGUCAAUCCUCGCUGUUGCUGUCGCUGAGGCUGUCCGUGGACGCAAGACAAAUCGCGGAAGCCAGGAUAGUUUCGAGCCACCUCCUCCUUCCGCCGUUCUCAACAGGACAGAACCAAGCACCGCCAAAGCCUUCAAAGACUCCUUCACCGAAGGAUUCGACUCCUUCGGCGGAAAGACGCGAAAUCCGCUUUCUUCGAUCACAUCAGGCGGCGGAGGAGGAGGUAGGAAGUGGUCCUUCAAAUCCACAAACACCUCCAAAACGAGUGACAGCUUUGACAAGGACAUCGAACUGGGCGAAUGGUAUGGCCAGCAACCUCAAAAUAAGGAUAGCACGAAAGCUCCGGCCAAAGAGACUCGGGCCGAGAAGAAAGCACGCAAAAAGAAGGAGGAAGAGGAUAAGCUGCCCUUUGUUGCAAGGGCUGUCAUCAAUGUUCUCACAUUCGCUUUUAAAAGUGUCAUAUUUGUGCUCAAGAUUGCGAUCAAGAUCGUGGCCGGCGUCGUUGUCAUGAUUACGCGGAAUUUCAGCAAGUUGUAGAAUUGCCUUGUCUGAUCGAGAUGUCUCAGCAGUCAGCGAUAAAGGAGCUUUGUAUAUAUCACCUCAGUGAACGAACUGCUUACCCACCCUUUUCUUACUCAUUCUUUUUAUGAUACCAUUAUUCCUUUACUUUAGGUAUUUCCUGUUCCAUAUAUCUUCUUUUUUUUCUUUAUCAUCAGGCGUAAAAAGGGCAAGGGCAACGAACAUGGGACCACAGAUGAAUCUACAAGCAGCCAUUGGGCAAGGCUAUAAUCAAAUGGAAAAGAUUUCUGA
Molecule: messenger RNA, 2750 nt
Organism: Aaosphaeria arxii CBS 175.79
Lineage: Eukaryota; Fungi; Ascomycota; Dothideomycetes; Pleosporales
Exons: 1
Coding region: 222-2477 (751 amino acids)
Source: RefSeq, a predicted model, not a curated record